Molecule: messenger RNA, 4340 nt
Organism: Dryobates pubescens (Downy woodpecker)
Lineage: Eukaryota; Metazoa; Chordata; Aves; Piciformes; Picidae
Gene: PLCB2
Product: phospholipase C beta 2
Exons: 32
Coding region: 340-3972 (1210 amino acids)
Biological process (GO): lipid catabolic process; phosphatidylinositol-mediated signaling
Molecular function (GO): calcium ion binding; phosphatidylinositol-4,5-bisphosphate phospholipase C activity
Source: RefSeq, a predicted model, not a curated record
UCUCAACCCAUCCUGGGCUUCCUCAAGGUGACCCUGUGCUGAGCUCAGGCAUCUCAACCCAUCGUGGGCUUGUCCUGGAGGUGACCUUGGGCUGAGCUCCGCGUGCCUGUUCUGGGAGCUGUUGAUUUACAAUGCAGAUUCCUCACUCCUCGCCUGCCUGCCCCUGCCCCUCCUAAACUUGGCUGGGACAGAAGAGCCUGUUUGCUUUCUGAUGCCAACAGUGGCUGUGGCAGAGAGCCCUGCCAUGUGAGAGGCAGAGAUAGAGCAGAGGGGGCCAAGGAGGAGCAGACGGUGCAGCUGCUGUUACUUCUGGCAGCCGAGGAGCACAUCUGUGGGACAAUGUCGGUGCUUAACCCUGUCCUGCAGCCCCCGGAGGUGAAGGAGUAUCUGUCCAAGGGCGAGCGCUUCAUCAAGUGGGAUGAUGAAACAGCAAGUGCUUCUCCUGUGAUCCUUCGAGUGGAUCCAAAGGGCUUUUACUUGUACUGGACCUAUCAGAGCAAGGAGAUGGAAAUGUUGGAUAUGACCAGCAUCCGAGACACCCGUGUAGGGCGGUUUGCCAAGAUCCCCAAGUGCCAGAAGCUCCGAGAGGUUUUUAACUUGGAUUACCCUCACAGCACCUUCCUGCUUAAGACACUGACUGUUGUGUCUGGCCCUGACAUGGUGGACCUCACUUUCCAUAACUUUGUGUCCUACAAGGAGAAUGUUGGCAAGAGCUGGGCAGAGGACAUCAUGGCCAUUGUUCGGAACCCCCUCACGUCCAACGCGUCUCGGUACACCUUCCUAGAGAAAAUCCUGGUGAAGCUGAAGAUGCAGCUUAAUGCAGAGGGGAAGAUUCCUGUCAGGAAUAUUUUUCAGAUGUUUCCUGCAGACAGGAAAAGGGUGGAAGCAGCCUUAAGUGCUUGUCAUCUUCCAAAGGGCAAGAAUGAUGCCAUCAACCCAGAGGACUUCCCUGAGACUGUGUACAAAACCUUCCUCAUGAAUCUGUGUCCACGGCCUGAAAUUGAUGAGAUAUUUACCUCACACCAUUUAAAAGCAAAGCCCUACAUGACCAAGGAGCACUUGGCAAAGUUUAUCAACAAGAAGCAGCGAGACUCUCGCCUCAAUGACAUCCUGUUCCCACCAGCCAAACCUGAGCAGGUGCAGAGCCUGAUAGAGAAGUACGAGCCCAGUGGGAUUAACAUCCAGAGAGGGCAGUUGUCUCCAGAGGGGAUGGUCUGGUUUCUCUGUGGCCCUGAGAACAACGUUGUAGCACUGGACAAACUGCUGCUGUACCAGGACAUGACCCAGCCACUCUCCCACUACUUCAUCAAUUCCUCACACAACACCUAUUUAACAGCUGGCCAGUUCUCUGGUCUCUCCUCUCCCGAGAUGUAUCGCCAGACGCUGCUGGCCGGCUGCCGCUGCGUGGAGCUGGACUGCUGGAAGGGCCGGCCCCCGGAUGAGGAGCCCAUCAUCACUCAUGGCUUCACCAUGACUACUGAGAUCCUCUUCAAGGAUGCCAUCGAGGCCAUUGCAGAAAGUGCUUUUAAGACAUCUCUCUACCCUGUCAUCCUGUCCUUUGAGAACCACGUGGACUCGCCCAAGCAGCAGGCAAAGAUGGCUGAGUACUGCAGAACCAUCUUUGGAGACAUGCUACUCACAGAGCCUUUGGAGAAGUACCCACUGAAGCCAGGAGUUCCUCUGCCAAGCCCUAAGGAUCUUCUGGGGAAAAUCUUGAUUAAGAACAAAAAAAACCAAUCUAUAUCUGGGAAGAGGCAGAACUCAUUGAAGAAAGGGAAGAAUGUGGAACCAGAAAUCAUGGAGCAGCCAACCCCCGUGGAUGCUGAAGACACUGUCUGGGCAGGUGAUGUGGCUGAAGAGGAACCAGAGGAAGAGGAUGAACACCUUGGAAACCUGGAUGAAGAGGAAAUUAAAAAGAUGCAGUCAGAUGAGGGCACUGCUGGUUUGGAGGUGACAGCCUAUGAGGAGAUGUCCAGCCUCGUUAAUUACAUCCAGCCCAUCAAGUUUGACUCCUUUGAAGUCUCUGCCCAGAAGAACCGGAGCUACGUCAUCUCCUCCUUCACCGAGCUGAAGGCUUACGACCUGCUAACCAAGUUCCCUGUGCAGUUUGUGGAAUACAACAAGCGCCAGAUGAGCCGGAUCUACCCCAAAGGCACCCGCAUGGACUCCUCCAAUUACCUGCCCCAGAUGUUCUGGAACGUCGGCUGUCAGAUGGUGGCACUCAACUUCCAGACCAUGGAUGUCCCCAUGCAGCAGAACAUGGCUCUCUUUGAGUUCAACGGGCAGUGUGGCUAUCUGCUGAAGCAUGAAUUCAUGAGGCGCCCAGACAAGCAGUUUGACCCCUUCUCUGUGGACCGCAUCGACGUGGUGGUGGCCAGCACCCUCUCCGUCACGAUACUCUCUGGUCAGUUCCUCUCUGACCGCAGCGUGAAGACUUAUGUGGAAGUUGAGCUGUUUGGGUUGCCAAGGGACACAAAACGCAAAUACAGAACCAAACUGACCUCCACUGCCAAUUCCAUUAACCCUGUCUGGAAAGAGGAGGCUUUUGUGUUUGAAAAGAUCAUGAUGCCUGAGUUGGCUUCUCUCAAAAUUGUGGCUUGGGAGGAAGGAGGGAAGUUCAUUGGCCAUCGUGUCAUUCCUGUCAUUGCAGUGCACUCAGGCUACCACCACGUCUGCCUGCGCAGCGAGAGCAACAUGCCGCUCACCAUGCCCUCGCUCUUCGUCUACCUGGAGGUGAAGGACUACGUCCCUGAUGCCUGGGCAGAUCUGACUAUUGCUCUCUCCAACCCCAUCAAGUUCUUCAGUCUGCAAGACAAGAGAUCAGUUAAGCUGAAGGAUGGCUCAGUGGAGAGGCCUGGCACACAGAGGAACCUCCCAUCUGCUGAAGCUAAUGGGAUACCAGACUGCAGUUGGAAGCUGGGGAUUCCUCUUCCCAAUGGGCCUGCAGGAGCAGCAGCAUUUGCCAAGGAUGAAAACAUGAGAGGAGUGACACAGAUAGCAGAGCCCCAGACAGCCAGCCUGGCAGAGUUGCAGCAGAUGAAGCACUUUCUGAAGCUGCUGAAGAGGCAGGAGAAGGAACUGAGGGAGCUGGAAAGGAAAGGAAGUAAACGGAGGGAGGAGCUGCUGCAGAAAUAUUCUGUGCUCUUUUUGGAGGCUCUCUGCUCUGGAGGCAAAAAAAGGAUGAUGUACUCUAGGAAAACCCAGAAGAAGAGGAAUUUGACAACAGGUGAUGUUGGUACCUGUGCACAUCCUGUAGACAUGGCAGAAAGCAUUGACAGCCAAGUGCUGGAACUGAGGGAGAGGCUGGAGAUGGAGCUGAUCCACUUUGGGGAGGAACACCACGAUGGGAUUCGAAGAAAGAAAGAGCAGCAUGCCACAGAGCAAGUCAGCAGGAUAACAGAGCUGGCCAGAGAGAGGCAAGCAGCUGAGCUGAAGGCACUGAAGGAAUCAUCUGAAAGCAACAUUAAAGACAUUAAGAAGAAACUGGAGGCAAAGCGAGUGGAGCGAAUCCAGACCAUGAUGAGGAACACGAGUGACAAAGCUGCUCAGGAGAGGUUGAAGAAAGAAAUUAAUAACUCUCACAUCCAGGAAGUGGUGCAAACAAUCAAGCUGGUGACAGAAAAGACAGCCAGGUACCAGCAGAAACUGGAGGAGAAGCAGGCAGAUAAUCUGAGAGCAAUCAAGGACAAGGAAAGUCAGCUCCAGCAGGAGGCACUGGCAGAGUAUGAGGAGAAACUGAAAAGCCUGAAUACAGAGGUGCAGGAGAUGGUGAGGAGCUACGCCAAAGCAGGAUUUCCUGGAGUGCCACAGACUCAGCAGGAAGCAGUUCAGAGCCUUCCUGAAGGAGAACAAGGCUCUGCAGAACAACAGGAAGAAAAGCCCCCAGCAGCAGAGGUGUCCAGGCUUAGUGCAGCCAUGGCUGAGCCCCCAGGCGCUGAACCAGAUGGCGAGAUUGAAGCAACCAUUUUGUGAGAGGCACUUCCCUUACUGUUCCACUUCAGAAAGGUUUAUGGAGCUGGGUAGUGAAGACCAGCCUGACAAACUACUGCUGUCCCUUUCCACUCCAGGGAAUUCCUGAAAUCCUUCAGGAAUUUACUGCUCUAUUAUCCUAGGUAUUGGCACCUAGAGAUCUGCCCCUCAUUCAUUUUGUCUUCCUCAGCCUUAGCACUGAGGGGGUUAAGCAGCACAAAAGGACCUGUGGCUGGAGACAAGUGAGUUCUUGGCAUCCACAGCAGCAGCUGCAUUAAAAAUUCAGUCUGGCUUCAGACUCCAGGUUUUAGAGUAAGUUCCCUCAGCAUCUACUACAUGCAGCUCUUCACAUCAGUAUGGUCUCAGAUCCC